Molecule: messenger RNA, 2036 nt
Organism: Pseudo-nitzschia multistriata
Lineage: Eukaryota; Bacillariophyta; Bacillariophyceae; Bacillariales; Bacillariaceae
Source: the annotation of a GenBank genome assembly
CACACUCAUCGAAGACCACGGUUCCCAACUCUUCAUUGGAUAGGUUUGCACCAGGAACGCACAGACACACGACGUCGGCCCACAGUUUUGUUCCAUACGAUCAGGAACGACCCACUGAGGGACAGAAACAAACCACGUUUUCAAUACUAGCUAGACACGGUAUUUCAAGAUGAAGCUGACCGUCAAGACACUGAAAGGAAGCAAGUUCGUGGUGGAUUGCGAGCCUUCCAAUACGAUAUUGGAGGUGAAGGGGAUCAUUGUAAGCUCCUUCCUAUGCGUCUCGCAACGUGCCAAUCGGUUGCAAUCGGUGGAUUAGUACAACAGUGCUCGCAUCGCGCGUGCCGUGUUUUUUGUUCUCAUUUUCUCGCUUUUGCCGAACGUUCUUGAUUUCAUUCCAUUCCAUUCCAUUCGGUGGCACCCCGUUCCUUUCUCGUAUGCGACGCACACGCCGACAGGAAUCGACCCAGUCCGACAUGCCUGCGAGCAACCUGAAAUUGAUCCACUCGGGAAAGGUUUUGAAAGACGACCCAACCAUUGAAAGUAAGGACUUUGCAAAGGCAAAAAAAGAUUCGACGGAUCCCGCCACACCGCGUUUCGGUGGUCUACGGACGGAACGGGCGACCCCGUCCGGCACGGAUGCGACGCAACACAACGCGAUUCCGGAUCCGUGGCAUCUAGCGCGACACCGUUGCCAUUGCUUUGUUCCGAAGCUCACCGCCCGCUGCUUGUUCCCCUUUCUUUCGAACCGAUGCAUUGCUUUGUUUGCGUUCCAUUCCAUGUCUCUCGCACCCAGGCUGUGGGAUCAAGCCAAAUGAUUUCCUGGUGGUCAUGGUGACCAAAGCAAAGAAAGCUGCAGCGAAGGCACCGGCUCCCGCUCCAGCCGAAAAGGCUGAGGCCCCCAAGGCCGCUGCCCCCGCAGCAGCAGCUCCCCCGGAUUCCGACGCCAAAAUGUCGUCGGCGGGCGACGACAAAAAGACCGAAGAAUCCGCAGAGGCACCGGCGGUUGCCGGUGACGCUUCUGCCGGCGACGGGUUGUCGACGGAAACCGUCAACAGCCUCACGGGGAUGGGGUUUCCCGAAGCCGAGGUUCGCCACUGCCUGAGGGCCGCGAACGGCAAUCCCGACAUUGCGGUGGAGUUUCUGACGAACGGGAUCCCUCCCGGCAUGCAACCGGGUGAGCAGGGGGCCUCGUCCUCCUCCUCGUCGCCGUCGUCUGCCUCGGGUGGAGGCACGCUUGCCGCGUUGCGGAACCACCCUCAAUUCAAUGCCCUCCGGCAACUGGUUCAGUCAAACCCCGCCAUGCUACAGCAAGUCAUGUUUCAGAUCGGACAGCAACAACCGGAAUUGCUGAUGGAGAUCAACAACAACCAAGAGGCCUUUUUAGAAAUGAUGAACGAGCCCAUCACGGAAACCAGCACCCCCUCGUCGGGCUCGUCGGCGUCGAACGCUGGAUCCGAAACCCAAUCCUCCUCGUCCUCUAGCGAUGCGGCCACGGGAAUGCCGGGCAUUCCUCCCGGCAUGAUGGAGGGAAUGGCGAACCCCGCCCAAAUGGCGCAGCUCAUCCAAAACAUGAGCCCGGACGAACUGAAUCAAAUGGCGACCAUGAUGGGCCUGUCUCCGGAUCAGCUCCGGUCCACCGCCCAAAUGCUCGGUCAGAUCCCUCCCGAACAGCUCCAGCAGUACAUGAUGCAGGCCAUGCAGGGUGGCGGGGGUGGUCUUGAUGGAAUGAUGGGCGGCGCCGGAGGAGGAGGCGGACCGCAGGUGCUUCGGCUGACCGAGGAAGAGAUGGCGGCUGUCAAUCGUCUCGCAGACAUGGGAUUUGACAGAACAGAGGCCGCCCAGGCGUACCUGGCGUGCGACAAAAACGAGGCCCUCGCCGCGAAUUUGUUGAUGGAUUCGAUGGACAGCGGAGGCUUCGGAGGUGGUUUUGACGGAGGUGCCAAUGACGGAGGAAACAACAGCGGUGGCAACGACGGUGAUGACAUGUACGACUAGAUUACCACAAAAUAAUAAUAUAAUAGAUCGACAAUCGAAUA